Molecule: messenger RNA, 663 nt
Organism: Equus quagga
Lineage: Eukaryota; Metazoa; Chordata; Mammalia; Perissodactyla; Equidae
Gene: LHFPL1
Product: LHFPL tetraspan subfamily member 1
Exons: 3
Coding region: 1-663 (220 amino acids)
Cellular component (GO): membrane
Source: RefSeq, a predicted model, not a curated record
AUGAGGAGCAGCCUGACCCUGGUGGGGACCCUCUGGGCCUUCCUGUCCCUUGUUACCGCUGUGGCCAGUUCUACCAGUUACUUCCUGCCAUACUGGCUCUUUGGAUCCCAGCUGGGGAAGCCAGUGUCAUUCAGCACAUUCCGGAGGUGCAACUACCCUGUGCGGGGAGAGGGGCACAGUCUGAUCAUGGUGGAAGAGUGUGGGCGCUAUGCCAGCUUCAGUGCCAUCCCAAGCCUGGCCUGGCAGAUGUGCACGGUGGUGACAGGUGCCGGCUGUGCUCUGCUGCUCCUGGUGGCACUGGCUGCUGUCCUGGGCUGCUGCAUGGAGGAGCUCAUCUCCAGGAUGAUGGGACGUUGCAUGGGAGCAGCGCAGUUUGUGGGAGGGCUGCUGAUAAGCUCAGGCUGCGCAUUAUACCCCUUAGGAUGGAAUAGCCCGGAGAUAAUGCAAACAUGUGGGAAUGUCUCCAAUCAAUUUCAGUUAGGUACCUGUCGGCUUGGCUGGGCCUAUUACUGUGCUGGAGGUGGAGCAGCUGCAGCCAUGUUGAUCUGUACCUGGCUCUCUUGCUUUGCUGGAAGAAACCCCAAGCCUGUCAUGUUGGUGGAGAGCAUCAUGAGGAAUACCAAUUCUUAUGCCAUGGAGCUUGACCACUGCCUCAAGCCUUGA